Messenger RNA from Amphimedon queenslandica, 1337 nucleotides. Its product is annotated as ankyrin repeat and SAM domain-containing protein 4B-like. The record is from RefSeq and is a predicted model, not a curated record. Lineage: Eukaryota; Metazoa; Porifera; Demospongiae; Haplosclerida; Niphatidae. Bases 40 to 1179 code for a protein of 379 amino acids. Gene Ontology annotation, molecular function: protein binding. The transcript is spliced from 2 exons.
GGGCGUGGCUCACUGUCUUAGAGUAAACAGGCUACAACAAUGGCCUUACACGAGCCUUCGACCCGGAUACACCAGGCUGCUAAAGAAGGAGAGAUUGCUACUCUAAGUAGAGCAACGAAGAAAGAGCUCAAUAUUCCUGAUACUGAAGGAUGGACACCAGUCCAUUGGUGUGCUUGGACAGGUCACCCCGAACCAUUAGACACUGUCCUUAGGAAAGGUGGCAAUCCGAACAAGGUUGAUGCCCGUGGCUGCACUCCACUCCACAUUGCAGCAACUUAUGGUAACAGCGAGGCACUGGAGCUACUCAUAGAGCACAAGGCCAACAUGUGGUCCCUUGAUGACAGAGGGUAUCACCCAACAAGAGUAGCUGCCAUUAACAAGAGGCUGGACUGCUGCAGGAUCCUAGACACCAUUGGGCUCCAGUUGAAUGCAAGACACCCUGAGUUUGUAAGGGCACAGCAGAUGAAAGCUUUAAAAGAUCUUCAGAAAAGAAUGAAGAAAUUAGAGAAAAUUAACCUCAAGGGUCGUUCAAACUCAGUGUCAGCGAAAAUGAAACCAAAAUCCAAGAAAGCCAAAGGGAAGAGCUCAAGCGGAGAAGGAGAGACAACGUUUGUAUUGAAAGAGAAAAACGAAGAGGAAGAUGAUAGUGAAGGUGACUCAGAAGAAGAUGAUGAGCUCACUGAUCUAGCGACAAUGUCAGGAAGAAACACACUGCGACCACUACCAAAGAUGACCUCAGGGGCAAUGCUCAACACUUUCAAUGAUCUAGCAAGACACCCACUCUCUUUUGAGUACCCUGAUGAACUCCAGGGAUCAAACAGUGAUCCAGCUCUACCACAGAGAAGGGAAGGAGGAGAGAUGAGAGUCAUUAGCAGGCAGAGAGGUGGGUCUGGUAGAGCCAUCAUGCAAGUUAUACCUUUAGACACAACAGAGCUGGAGCUGGAGAAUGAUUCACCUCUGGCAACACUACUUCACUCCUUAGACCUUUAUGAUGAAGGACAGGCUCUCCUUAAGGAAAGAAUGGACCUAGAGUCACUGUCACUCUGCUCUGAAGAUGAUCUACUCAAAGUUGGACUCUCCUAUGGACCAGUUAAGAAGAUUACUGAUGCAGUGAAGAAAAGGAACAGACACAUAAACACUCCAGUGAGGGAGAAGGAAAUGACAGACACUGAACUGUGAAGUAGAACACACACACACACACACACACACACACACACACACACACACACACACACACACACACACACACACACACACACACACACACACAGUACCUAAGUUACAUGCUAUGUAUUUAUUACCUUUUUAAUAUUAUACAGUAUUUAAAAUACCAAAAA